ACUCCUAUCACUAACAUUUUAUGUUGUAACAUACCAGAGUCACACGCAAUCCAGCAGUCCAGCGCCACCAACAACGUGACAGAGCUCUCCACUCUCCUCAGUGAUAGCCCCUAGACCCCUCCACUCUUUGCCGGCAGACAGCGUCACAGCGACACAACAACACUGGCAUCCCAUUCAGCCCUCGCGACACAGCAACAGUCGCAGUGCGGUCGCCUUCUCACCUUCCUCCGUUCCGUAGCCGCCGCCUCCGUCGCCUUCCUCGGUAGCCACCGUUUCCUUGCCGUCGCCUUCCAGAUUCCGCUGCUGCCAUCAUCCUCCACACCUUCCUCCACGCUCUCUGAGUCUCUAGAAUGGAGAUGCCUCAGUUUGAUUGAUCCCAGGGCAAGUGAGAACAUUGGUGUUUCAGAAGGUGAAACAGUUUAAAAACCGACAAAACAAACCAAACUGUACUGCGAACACCUCUAGUUUCGGGUGUUAGCCCUUUUUCUUGCCCAAAAGAAAAAAAAAAAAAGAUGGAAGUUAUGUCUUUUUCUGUCACAUUCACCCAAUUUCAUACAUUUUCCUUUCUGAAACCAAAAGUAACAACAACCGAAAUUCAGGGCCUUUCACUACCCAAUAAUAGGAGCAAACAUUGCAAUCUUUAUUCAUUUUCUUCUUCAUCUUCAAGAAGUAUAGCAGCAACAGCAACACUAUACCCUUCCACCACCCAGAAGAACCGCUACUGGAUGGUACUCAUGGAGCCUCCACCUCAUGGUGUCACCUCCAAGUCACAACUCAUCGAUUAUUACGCCAACACUCUACACAAAGUCCUUGCCAGUGAGAGAGAUGCUCAAAUGUGUAUAUAUGAUGCUUCCUGCGAUACACACUUUGGUUUCUGUUGUGACAUUGAUCCACAAAUAACCUCCCAACUCACAAGUUUACCGGGGGUCUUGUUGGUUAGGCCUGAUCCGGAUUUCAGUUCUUCGAAAAAGGACUAUAGUCUAUCAAGUGGUCAAGAAGGUCUGCUAUCGAAUUCAAAACUACAAUUUGAAACCAACAUGUUAUUCUUUCUUGAGAAUUCAAAGCAUUGGCUUGUUAGAAUUGAUAAACCUGCUGUUGGGAUUGUUACAAAGGCUCAGAUUGUCGAUUAUUUUGUUCAAAUAUUGACCAAGGUGAUGGGAAAUGAAAAGGAUGCUCAGAUGUGCAUAUAUCAUGUUUCCUGGAAAAAAAUAUUUGGUUUUUGCUGUGAACUUGAUGACGACUGUGCACAGGAGUUAGUUGGUGUGCCUGGUGUCUUAUCAGUUCAACCAGAUAAUAAUUUUGAGUCAGCAAAUAAGGAUUAUGAAGGUAAUAACUUAGAAAACAGUUUGAGUGUGCAAAAAUCUUUUGAAACAAGUCAGGCAGCUCCCCUGCAAACGAAAAAGCUUUUUGUGACAGGGCUAUCGUUUUAUACAUCUGAGAAAACCUUACGUGCAGCAUUUGAAGGCUUUGGUGAUCUUGUUGAAGUCAAAAUUAUUAUGGAUAAAAUUUCCAAAAGGUCCAAGGGUUAUGCAUUUAUUGAGUACACCACGGAGGAGGCUGCAAGCGCAGCAUUGAAAGAGAUGAAUGGCCAGAUUAUUAAUGGAUGGAUGAUAGUAGUGGAUGUUGCCAAGACUAACCCGCCAAGGCACAACAGGGGUCAUGUCAGGCCAUCAGUUUGACAAGCCAAAAGCCUUUCAAGGUAUUAACUAUUUCUAGCCCUGCGCUCUUAUUAUAAGUCAAGAUAACACAAACCAGAAUACUGCAGAACAUAAUAGAAUUAUGUGCAAUUAUUAUAGCCAACUAUUCUCAACCUUAGGAGUCAUUUCUAUUUUAUUUAUGUUUAUCCUGUCUUUUCAAGAGUUAAAUCUUAACUAUUAGUUGACUUGGUCUUGUACUAGCAGUAAUAGACUAAUACUUGGGAUUAAUUUUAUAUAAUACCUGUGAUCAAUUUUAGAUAUUUUCACAUUAGUCAAAGAAAUUCAGCUCCAUAUUAAUUUUGAUGCAUAAUUCAAUUUUUUUAAAUGAUAAAAAAAUAUUACCCGCUCUUUAUCUUAAUUUAAAAAAUCCGCUGUUUUAUAUCUGAUUAUAGUUAUCCUACAAGGUUCCCAAUAAUCACUAUCAAAAUAGUUCACUCAUAUUACCUGCUGAUUUAAUGACAAUCCUUUUUGCUUUUAUGGUCUGUUAUCUGUUGCUUAAAGUAAAAACUAACUUCAUGGCAUAUUCUUCCCCCUUGUAUCUAUUCUAAUAUGUUUAUGUCAUGAAUAAUUCUAGGAUUAAGGUUGUUUCUAUACAGAACAUUGAAUAGUUCUUCUCCUACUAUAUGGAAAUUAAAAUAAUCAGAGGAUUCUCUGUCACCUCACAUAAGUAAUGAUGAAAAUUGUAAAUAAGACGAGAGAUACUCUAAAAUAGGACAAGGUGAUUUGUGUGGUACAACAUUGGUGGGGGUGAGUUAUGUAAGAAAAAUAUAAAGAUAAAAAAAUAUAAUUGGUAAGAGAAAAGUAUAUGGUUUUGCAUCUGCAAAGAGAAAGAGAUAUAAUGUUUUUUGGUGACAAGAGGUCCCACAAGGGAAGAAAACAAACUAGGAGGCUAUUCUAGCAUUCAAGCUAACAAAAUGCAUAAGCUCCUCUGUUAACUCAAUCUAGGUAAUAUGAUCAGAUGCACUUCUAGCACAGUUAUUAUACUCGGAUUGGACUGACCAAUUCGAUAAGAAAACCGGUGAACUGAUACUUGUGCUAGUCCAAUUUCAAUUUUUGACCAUUUUGGCAAUUGACCCGUAGAAAACCGGUGCAAAACCGAACCUGUUGACCUGAUGGGUCAAUGCCAUCUGUGCACAACAACAGCAAGCUAGAUCAUAGAAGGAGUACCAUAGCCUUUAAAAAGGUUUCCAGCAGCAAAGUCCCCACACGCCACCUCCUUGCAUCAUCAAGCAAGUGCCUUUUCUUGUGUUAGAAAGCAUUAUAAACACUCUCUUCCUUUAGUAGCUAGGCAAUAUGCAACUUGAGGUUUCAUUCAAGGGCGCGGCUUUGGUGAGCCGAACAUCUUUGGCUAACCAAGCAUAAGACUUCACUAUCGCUGACCAGUGCGCACUUUUAAUGAGAGCCGUUGGAUUAUUUUGUUUUUUAAUCCACCGGGGAGAUCACCCUGAAAGUUGAUUGUUUUGAUUGGCUAAUGAAUGCUUUUUGCAACUUUUGUGUCAAAGAGGUUACUUUAGAAAAUUUAAUUUGUUGCUAGUUAUUGUUGUUAGAUCUGAAAUGUCUUUGGGUUUAUAUGGCAAAAAUUUAUGAAUUUGUAAGUUUAAAUUAAUUAGAGUUAAGUAUUCUGUAUUAUGUUAACUAAAUGACGAUGAAGUUGGGCUGGGAAUGAGAUGCAUCGUGGACGUCAGUUUGUCGCAUAGAAGAAACGCACGAGUUUACAUUUCUGCCACUCGCUAUCAGUUGCACGAAGUUACUCCGCCCAGAAUUGCGGUGCAAAAAUUGCCUACUCGUUGAAUUGCGUAUCUGCCGCGAUGCAAGCAUUCCAAGGAUGACGAAACGUUAGUGUUAUCACCGGAACCGGACUCGAUCCCCAUGAUGACGAGUGGUGGUUCAGGCAGAGGAUUAGAUUGGCCAGAGAGGAUCAGAGAAGAAGGAUCAAAGCAGCACAGAGAAGUGUGCUUGGUGAGUGACAAAGGAGAGGGAGAAGAGAUUUCAGGUCGGGCGGGUCAACUUGGCACAUAGUUGGGUUGGGCUUGGUUGCAGUCAAUACCUAUGAGAAAAAACAUAAUGGAGCUUUAUAUUUUUUUCUAAAACGAAUGUUUGGCUAAUGAAUUGGGUUAUUAAUAAUGUUGUUAAAAAUAUACCAAUCCUUAAAUACGGUCCCUUCUUUUUUUUUUUUUUGGACGGGUUGGGUAACUAAACCCAACAAACCAAGCCCAGAAUAAGACACUUAAUCCCUCAAACUAACUCCCUACCUACCCGGAUGAAUUGCUUUCCCUCCCCUGCAACCAAACUUCUAUAAGGAAACACAAUUAACUACACUACUAUGAAGAAGCACAAUUGACGCCAAAAAGAGAUCAAGUAAAACUGUAGGUCCGCUUUGAGGAGCAAAAGCGCGGGACGAGAUGCACCUCACUCCAGAACGCGGACGAUCUGGCGCGGGGAGACAGGGGAGCUGUGAAACCCAUCGCUGAUGCAACUCAGACAUGGCGCCACUGAUGAUGGAAAGAGAUGCCAAGGUGUGAGCUAGCUUGUUCCCUUCUCGAGGAAUCCAAGAAAAACCACAGUUUGGAAGUCUCCUCUGGAUAGCUUUAAUGUCUUGAAUUAUUGGUUCUACUUCCCAAAAUUUGCUUCUGCAAGGAUGCUGGAGUUCGUUUGGAUUUUUGAAGUUGUCCCUCCCAUGAGGGUUCCAUUGCAAUCUCUGAUCGCUACUGCUAUACUUCCUGAUUUUGUGUCAUUGGAGAAGGCUGCACCCGUAUUCAAUUUGAGCCAAUUUUGAGGAGGGGCUCUCCAGAUUAUAGCCACAUCCCGACUGAGUUUACGCUUUCCUUUGUUGGUGUACAUUGAGCUUGCGAGCCAAACCAUACCGCUCUUGUCCAAUCACAUGAUAGUAGAGCAUGUUCGAUGGUUUCCUCCGCCUGCAUACAAUUUGGACAUAGAUUACUGUUAGUUAUCUUUUUCUUAAUCAAAUUGGCUUUUACCGGGAGGAUAUUAUGGAUUGUCCUCACUUCCCGGAACAAACAAGAAGUAAAAAAAAAAAGUCACAGUUAAAGUUUAUUAGCAGAUGAUUAAUUUAACAGAAGUAUUAAAUUAUUGAAUGAUAUAAUAAUUAUAAUAUUUUGUAAAACCAAAAUAGUUGAAUAAUGUGAAAUUUUGCCAGAUGUGCAUAAAUAAAUUUAUCAUGGUAAACAAUUGAUCAUGGUGUAUAAAAUUACUAGAAGAGUUGAAUAAUGAACAUGAAUAUAUGUACUAAUGGCUUAUUAUAUUCGUACAAGAUACUAUAAUUAUUAAUGUUAUUAUAAAGUCCGCAUUACAUAUUAUUUUAUUCUAACCUUAGAGAGAAGUACAGUAAAUUUAUUUAAACCAUUCCUUUUGUAUUCUCUAUUCAUGGAAACAAUUUAAUAGGAAAUGUUACUCUUUAUAUAAUAUAACGGGAGUCAUUUAGGUAAAGAUGCUUAAAACAUCUUUUUUUAAAGAUUUUUUUUAAUAAUUAAUAUUCAACCUAUGUAAUCGAUCAAACUAUGUUAUUUUUGUCAAAAUUAGAUGAAAUAAAUCAGUUUGAUCGAAAAAUCGAUAAACGAAAUCUUGAACCAAUUUAAAUUAAUAUUUUUUAUAAAAAUGACUAUAA
This is a messenger RNA of Arachis duranensis, 5322 nucleotides long. Its product is annotated as organelle RRM domain-containing protein 1, chloroplastic. The coding region runs from base 513 to 1679 and encodes 388 amino acids. Gene Ontology annotation, cellular component: mitochondrion. Gene Ontology annotation, molecular function: RNA binding. The record is from RefSeq and is a predicted model, not a curated record. Lineage: Eukaryota; Viridiplantae; Streptophyta; Magnoliopsida; Fabales; Fabaceae. The transcript is spliced from 13 exons. Gene Ontology annotation, biological process: mitochondrial mRNA modification; cytidine to uridine editing.